Aedes albopictus (Asian tiger mosquito) is the source of this 2379-nucleotide messenger RNA. It is a transcript of the gene Pdi, whose product is annotated as protein disulfide-isomerase. The transcript is spliced from 2 exons. Gene Ontology annotation, biological process: response to endoplasmic reticulum stress; protein folding. NCBI's taxonomy places the organism in Eukaryota, Metazoa, Arthropoda, Insecta, Diptera, Culicidae. The annotation marks the transcript as partial. The record is from RefSeq and is a predicted model, not a curated record. Gene Ontology annotation, cellular component: endoplasmic reticulum. Gene Ontology annotation, molecular function: protein disulfide isomerase activity.
UAUGCACGAAUCAGACGCUUUCAUUUCCAAAUAAAAAUAGACACAUAUAAUUUCAAUAACAAUAAUCUUUUCCACCCCAUAACAGACGCUCCCUGGUGCGGACACUGCAAAGCCCUCGCCCCUGAGUACGCCAAGGCCGCCAAGGCUCUGGCCGAAAAGAACUCCAACAUCAAGCUCGGCAAGGUCGACGCUACCGAGGAGCAGGAACUCGCCGAGAAGCACGGAGUCCGUGGCUACCCGACGCUGAAGUUCUUCCGCAGCGGAACUCCCAUUGAGUACACCGGCGGUCGCGAAAAGGACACCAUCAUUUCCUGGCUGGAGAAGAAGACUGGACCGGCUGCCAAGGAACUGGAAACCGUUGCCGAUGCCGAGGAAUUCCUGAAGGAGAACAACGUCGCCGUGGUCGGUUUCUUCAAGGACCGUGAAUCGGCCGAAUGCAAAGCUUUCCUGACCACCGCCAAUGCCGUUGAUGACUAUCCAUUCGCCGUCACUUCCAGCGAAGAUGUGUACGCCAAGUACGAAGCCAAGUGCGGAUCGGUUGUCCUGUUCAAGCACUUCGACGAUGGAAAGGCUGUCUUCGAUGGCGAAUACACCGAGGAAGCCCUGAAGAAGUUCGUUGCCGCCCAGGCCCUGCCACUAAUUGUUGACUUCAGCCACGAAACCGCCCAGAAGAUCUUCGGAGGUGAAAUCAAGAAUCACCUGCUGUUCUUCAUCUCCAAGGAAGCUGGUCACAUGGAAUACAUCGAAGCCGCCAAGGAAGUCGCCAAGAAGUUCCGCGAGAAGAUCCUGUUCGUCACCAUCGAUGCUGACCAGGAAGAUCACCAGCGUAUCCUUGAGUUCUUCGGAAUGAAGAAGGAUGAAGUCCCGUCGAUGCGCAUCAUCCACCUGGAGGAAGAUAUGGCCAAGUACAAGCCUGAAACUAAUGACCUGGCCGCCGAAAAGGUUGAAGAUUUCGUCUCCAAAUUCUUCGAGGGCAAGAUCAAGCAGCACCUGCUGUCCCAGGAACUGCCAGAAGACUGGGACAAGAACCCCGUCACCGUUCUGGUUGCCGACAAGUUCGACGAAGUUGCCAUGGACUCCACCAAGGACGUGCUAGUCGAAUUCUACGCCCCGUGGUGCGGACACUGCAAACAGCUGGUGCCAAUCUACGACAAACUGGGUGAGAAGUACGCCGACGACGAUACCGUCGUGAUUGCCAAGAUGGACGCCACGGCCAACGAGCUGGAGCACACCAAGAUCAACUCCUUCCCGACGAUCUACCUGUACCGAAAGGGAGACAACCAGAAGGUCGAAUACCGAGGAGAGCGCACCCUGGAAGGAUUCGUCAACUUCCUGGAAGGAAAGACAGAGGAACCCGAGGUCGAGGAAACCGAAGAGGAGCACAAGCCAGAAAAGGAUGAGCUGUAAAUCGUCCGCGGAGAAGCCAGGGGAGCGUGCAGGAGUGUUAAUACUAAGAGCUAAGAGCCAAACCACAUGAGACACAGAUUCCAACCUCUCCAACGUCAUCGGAAGUCCAUCAAUCGUGUGGUUUUUUUUUUUAAUUGGAACACAUCAGACAUUUACCAAAACACGUACAUACAGACACUUACACUCUCACAGACACACACGCACGCACACACAAAUAGUUCAGACGGAAACAAAACAAUAGAGAAAGUAAAAUUCCACCACACAGGCGCAGGCAUUAUUGACAGAGCGAGACAGUGUUGUAAAAUAGUCACGAUAGGGUUCCCGCGUUUUCCCUUUUUGUCCAGAUAGGCGAAAGCAGAAACAAAAGUAGAGGAAGUUUAUCUUUUCAAGAGACUGUUCUUAUUUAAUAGUUUUGUGCGCUGUUCGGAGGGAAGUCUGAAAUUGUGAGAAGAGCGAUGUAAAUGUACUUUGAGAUCGUCGAAAAAAACAAGCGCAAAAAUGGAAUGAAAAUGGGAAAGAAGGUGUGAAGUUAAGGUAACAGAAUGCAUUUUUCAAAUGUUAUAUUAACAUUAAACAAAAUAAAAAAUAUGAGGAGAACACUAAACGAAAGUAGUAUCAUUUUUUUCCGCUACAUUACACUAUUUCAAAGAGGUAUGUUGUGCUGAACGGGAGUAGAUAACGCAAGCACUGUCUUUUCUUCCAGGUGAUUAUCAAUUCCAAUAAUCUAGCUAAUUCUUCAAGGUUUCAGCACGAACAGGAUUCUAACUUAUAGCGGUAUAUUAUCUAUCUCAUAGAAAUCUUUAUUACUGAGAUGCACCACAAAUAACGGCAAACUUAAUCCGAAAUUCAUUUGUCUUGUUAAAUUGGUUAGUUUGCAUACCGUACGAAAAUUUCUGGCCACCAUUGGAAACUUACCUACUUAAAACAUUCAGUUGAAAGAGCAGAAUAAUAAAGUGAUAGGGAAAUUGAUAA